Messenger RNA from Asparagus officinalis (garden asparagus), 1721 nucleotides. Its product is annotated as F-box protein At3g58530. The coding region runs from base 78 to 1154 and encodes 358 amino acids. The record is from RefSeq and is a predicted model, not a curated record. The transcript has 15 exons. Gene Ontology annotation, biological process: SCF-dependent proteasomal ubiquitin-dependent protein catabolic process. Gene Ontology annotation, cellular component: SCF ubiquitin ligase complex. NCBI's taxonomy places the organism in Eukaryota, Viridiplantae, Streptophyta, Magnoliopsida, Asparagales, Asparagaceae. Gene Ontology annotation, molecular function: protein binding.
AAAAGUGGGCAUAAGUCGGCUAAAAUUUCAUCAGGCAGCGCUAGCGAUCGACUCCCUCGCGGAGAAGAUCGCAAGAAAUGGGGGAAGACGAAGAGGAAUCAUCAUGGGCAAAAGAAACAACCCCCAAAAUAAUCAAAAUAAUCUGCAGUAGAAAUAACCCAUCUUUAUCUCAGAGAGACCUCUACUCCCUUUUGCUCGUCAGCCCCUCUUGCUAUCGCGCUCUCCUCUCUGUCCCCAAUCUCUGGGAGACCCUUGAUCUCAGAGAAGUGAAUAGAGCAGGAGAGAAGCUGAUCUCUGCGCUUUCAUUGGAGAGGUAUAGGAAUGUGAAGAGGAUAAAUUUGGAGUUUGCUAGGGAUGUUGAGGAUGAACAUCUAGUUCAAGUUAAAAGCAAGGCAUUUGAGUCACUUCAAGGUUUGGAGUGUCUAAAUCUUAAUGGCUGUCAGAAGAUCUCCGAUAAAGGUGUUGAUGCCAUAACUAGUGUCUGUCCUGAAUUUAGGACAUUCUCAAUAUAUUGGAACGUUAGGAUUACUGACUUGAGCAUAAAGCACUUGGUGAAGAAUUGUAAGCAUAUAACUGAUUUGAACCUGAGCGGUUGUAAGAAUAUCACCGACCAAAGUUUGUUUUUGAUAGCUGACAUUCAAUUUGGAGAUUUAGUAUUGCUCUUUCUUCCAUUAAAUAUUACUAGGUGUGUCAAGUUGACAGAUGUUGGGUUGCAAAAGAUACUUCCUAGAUGUGUUGGCCUCCAAAGUUUAAACCUUUACGCUCUUUCAAGUUUCACAGAUAAAGCUUAUGAAAAUAUUGCAAAUUUAGUAGGUCUAAGAUUUCUAGACCUUUGUGGUGCGCAGAAUCUUACGGAUCAUGGCCUAUCCUGUAUAGCUAGAUGCAAGAAUUUGGUAUCAUUAAAUUUGACAUGGUGUGUACGCAUUACUGACGUGGGAGUUGUGGCCAUUGCUCAAGGUUGCAGGUUACUCGAAUUUCUCAGUUUGUUUGGAAUUGUUGGGGUAACUGAUACAAGUUUGGAGGCUCUCUCAAGAUUUUGCUCAAACACCCUUACAACCCUUGAUGUAAAUGGCUGUACUGGCAUUAAGAGGAGGAGCCGUCAAGACUUGCUUCAAUUGUUUCCUCACUUGAGGUGUUUCAAAGUUCACAGCUAAUGUUGAGCUAUCAGCAUCAGUUCUUGGACCCUGCAAGAGAAAUGGCUGUGCUGAUGACAGAAUAGAGAUAAAUCUGAGCCUCAAAGGGAAAUGGGUUGGUUGAUUACAGAAAUGCGAUGAAUACCUGAAUCAUUUGAUAACAUAAGGGAUGUCUCUAUGGCUGUUGCAUCAUAAUGUAUUUACUUGGCUUUCUGAUAUGUCUGCAUAAUGAGGGUGUCCUGCUUUCCAGUUUAAUACGCACAAUAGAUUCCUUGAUAAUACGUGUACGAACAGUGUGUCUUGAAAAUUAUGGGUAAAUGCAGAAUUUGUAGCUUUGGUGUUUUUCUUUUUUCUCUCACCCGCAUGACUUUAUCAAAGUAUAAGUGAAGUUUGAUCUUCAGUAUGUAGCUGUACAUCCCGUUGUAUGUCGCUAUGCAUUCAGUAUUCUGUUUUGGGUUUAAAGGCAAUUUAUUUUUGUAUUUUGAGGGUGUGAGAACAUAUGGAUAUGUGUGGGUAAAACUUCCGGUUUGUAAGCAAAACCUCCAUUAUAUAUAUGUUAGAUAUCCGGCUCUCUUCUUGAAAGUUGUA